CAGAUCGCCAGUCCGGGAUUUGCAGGAGCUGCCAGCGGUGUGUGCUUGUGUGUGGUGCGCUGCGCACCCUCUGCUCCUGCCGCCGACGCCAGUGCACGGCAGUGCACCGCGAACAAGACGGCGGCCCCCAGGACUGAGCAGCACAAGCCGCCGCCGUAGGACUACACCUUCUAGAUAGGUGCCAGACAAUGCAUUCUCGCAAUGGCAUAAUUGUUCUCACAGUCCUGGCCACAUUGCUGGCGUCAGCAGUUGGCCAGGGAAUCUUCGGCGGGCAGCUGCCUCCCAGUCGACCAGGAAGACCUCAAAGUAUAACUGGCAUUAUCAACCUCCUGCGUUACCAAAACCAGCCGUGUGAAGGUCGCAACAACCAGAAUGGAACAUGUGUCAGCGAACAGGACUGCAUUGACCGAAAAGGAACGGAAGUCAACAGAUGCGCCAACGGAUUCGGAGUUUGCUGUUACGUGAGCUUCACGUGCGGCAAGUCGACGAGCGACAACGAGACGGAGUUCGUGAACCCCAACUACCCGAACGGCGAGAACGGCACGGACACCUGUCAGGUGACCAUCGAGAAGCAGAACAACGUGUGCCAGCUGCGGCUCGACUUCCUCGAGUUCAGCCUGGCCCAGCCCGACGAGAACGGACAGUGCAUCACCGACUCGUUCAUGGUCCGAACGACGGUCGGAGAGCGCCUGCCCAUUCUCUGCGGAGAGAACGCGGGACUGCACUUGUACGUGGACAUGGGCAGAAGUUCGGGGAAUCCUGUUGUGCUAAGCGUAGUCAGUAAUGGGGACAAGAUGACAAGAAGAUGGCGCAUCAAGAUCAGCAUGGUGCAGUGCAACAGCCUCGACAUAGCUCCCGCCGGUUGCCUGCUGUACUACCGAAGCCCUAGCGCUAUCGUGCGGAGCUUCAACUACGGUCCCAUGGUGGAGCACAGGGUCCGUUACUUGAGCAACCUCCGCUACUCCAUCUGCAUCCGCAUGGAGGAGAACUACUGUUCCAUCAAGUGGGAGACCGAGUCCAACUCGUCCUUCUCGUGGGGCAAGCCAAUCGACCGAGGCGCCAACGGAACCAUCUGCAACAUGGACGACUUCGUGGGCAUUGACCAGGGCUCGACGCUGGGCCUUGGGCCGGGACAGGAUCGCUUCUGCGGUACUAGUCUCGGUGAAGAGAACGUCAUCAUAUCCAACAGCAAGCCCUUCACGUUGAAGGUGAAGAGCAACCACGCCUCAAGUGACAACGCCAUGAACGGCCAGUACGGCUUCUCCUUACGCUACACGCAGCUACCGUGUGUCGUCUAGCACGAAGCCGUGCCGAGCUCUUCGAGUCACCGCGUUUUCCUGUCAUCCUU
Messenger RNA from Dermacentor silvarum, 1348 nucleotides. RefSeq lists its product as uncharacterized. The record is from RefSeq and is a predicted model, not a curated record. NCBI's taxonomy places the organism in Eukaryota, Metazoa, Arthropoda, Arachnida, Ixodida, Ixodidae. The transcript is spliced from 7 exons. The coding region runs from base 189 to 1298 and encodes 369 amino acids.